AUCCUUUUUCAUAAUGGAAAAGUUGGAUUGAAUGAUACAUGGGAAAGGUUAUUCCUAUUUUUCCACUACCAUCACCUUUUUGCUAUCCACCACGUCGAUCUACGAAGUAUCUAUGCGUAAGAGAUACUCAUUCAAAUUUGAAUUUUUCUUUCUUUCAUUGUUUCUCAGAGAACUAAAUUUUGAAGUUGAAACGAAUUGAAGAAGCAAGCAUUAAGGACCAACAACCAGAGGCCCCUAAAGAAGAUGGCAUCAAAGCAAAUGGAAGCGAUUCAGAAGAAAUUAGGAAUUCUAAAUUAUCCAAGGUCAAAUGCAUCUGCUCAGUCCCUUUUAUUUGCUGGCAUGGAGCGCUAUGCCCUUCUCGAGUGGCUAUUCUUUCGGUUAUUAGGUGAUAAGUCACCUUUUUCUCAACAAAACUUACAAGGGGAUGCCCUUGACCGUGACGAGGAGACAGCUCGAAUUCAAUAUUUGGCAGAAAUGGCUAAGUUUCUGGGCAUUACAACGACCGUAGAUACCGAUGCAAUUCAAGGACAUGGAAGCUAUGAGGACCGCACUGAAAUGCUUCGUCUAAUUGUAGAUCUAGUGGAGGCAACCAUAUAUGCUGAUAAUCCAGAAUGGAGUGUUGAUGAGCAGGUAGCCAAGGACAUUCACUUGAUAGAUUCCAUUGCAGAAAAACAGGCACAAAUAUUUUCUGAAGAAUGUAAAUUGUUUCCCGCAGAUGUUCAGAUUCAGUCCAUAUAUCCCUUGCCAGAGGUUGCUGAGUUGGAGUCAAAGCUUACUGAACAAUCAAAAAUAUUAUUGAAUCUUCAACAAAAAGUUGAUGACUUGGCAUCGAAGCAUGCUUAUAAUCCAGAUGAGGAGUACACUGAGGUGGAAUCUCAACUGCGGGCACAUUUGGAAUCUUUCCUAGAAACAGCUAGAACAUUCAACAUGAUUUACACCAAGGAAAUACGUCCAUGGACACAUAUGAUGGAGGUUCCACAACUACAUGGGUUUGGACCAGCUGCCAAUCGGUUAUUGGAGGCAUACAAAAUGCUUCUAAAGUUUUUAGGAAACCUACAGAAUCUAAGAGACUCGCACGCUGCGCUUGCUUUUGGAUCCUCUGAAACAUCAGGAGGGCCUUCCUCUGUCUCAAGAAUAAUCUCUGAAUGUGAAUCUGAAAUGACUGUCAUAAAUCGAGAUCUUGGUAUUCUUUCUGCUUCCAUUGCUCGUGAACAUGGAGAGAAAAUGAGCAUUUGAUGAAACAAUGAGAAUAAGAUUAACCCUGAAGUCUUAUUCAUUUGUAUUUUUUUUUUUAUGAAAAUAUUGUUAUCUUGUGCAUAAUAUGCAUAUUGUUGACAUGAGAUGUGAAUGUGACAGAGUCUGAAUAGCUGCAUUAUCCGUAGGAACUUAGGCUUAGUGAUGUUUGUACAUUAUUAAUUACUUGUUGUGCAAUUUAAAAAAUCACAGUUUAAUCUGGUGUUUAGAAUA
Molecule: messenger RNA, 1467 nt
Organism: Medicago truncatula (barrel medic)
Lineage: Eukaryota; Viridiplantae; Streptophyta; Magnoliopsida; Fabales; Fabaceae
Product: AUGMIN subunit 7
Exons: 10
Coding region: 244-1236 (330 amino acids)
Biological process (GO): microtubule organizing center organization; spindle assembly
Cellular component (GO): HAUS complex
Molecular function (GO): microtubule minus-end binding
Source: RefSeq, a predicted model, not a curated record